AUGAUGUUCAUUAACGCUUUCGCCGCCGCUAUCACUCUCAUCUCUCCUGCGGUCUUCGCAGCUCCUCAAAUCCCUCAAGAUUUACUUAAGAUCAAGCUAUGCCAGGAUCCCGACCUUGGUGGUCUUUGCCUCGAGCCUGUUGCUCGAGUCGCCACUUGUGAAAACAUCGAUCCCACCUAUGACGACAAGGUCACGUCUUUCGAUACCCGCGGCAGAAUAUGCACCUUUUACCUCGAGGCCGAUUGCUACGCAGCAACGGAGUACUCUUACGACGGCACGAUGAAUGACCUGCUCAAGAGCGAGAGGCCCGGUUUCAAUGAUGCGAUCUCUUCUUACAACUGCCUCUAG
Messenger RNA from Drepanopeziza brunnea f. sp. 'multigermtubi' MB_m1, 348 nucleotides. RefSeq lists its product as uncharacterized. Lineage: Eukaryota; Fungi; Ascomycota; Leotiomycetes; Helotiales; Drepanopezizaceae. The record is from RefSeq and is a predicted model, not a curated record.